Messenger RNA from Oppiella nova, 741 nucleotides. Lineage: Eukaryota; Metazoa; Arthropoda; Arachnida; Sarcoptiformes; Oppiidae. The record is from the annotation of a GenBank genome assembly.
AUAGACCUAAUGGCUGGAGUGGUUCGCAACGAAGGCGCGGGGUUUAUAAGACUUUUGGUCAAAAACCCGAAUAACAUAACUGUAGAUCAGUUUAAGUUUGGCAUAAAAGUGGCCGAUUUGGAGUAUCACAACAUAGACAUUGAAAACGUGACCGCAUUUUACUUGCAAAACGUCAACACCAGUAGCUCUCAGGCCCUCCGGUGGGCCAUCUCUGACUUUGUCGGCGAUUUGACGCUCAAGUGUCCGACAUAUCUGUUCGCCAAACAGUUCGCCAUAACUGCCCUCCGGUGGGCCAUCUCUGACUUUGUCGGCGAUUUGACGCUCAAGUGUCCGACAUAUCUGUUCGCCAAACAGUUCGCCAUAACUGUGAAGGAGUGGCAAAGGGUUUACUUUUAUGAACUCCUAUACGAAAGCAAAUAUUAUGCCAAACGUGGCAAUUGUGAUGAGAAAACUAUGGGUAUUUGUCACGCACAGGACAUACCCUUUGUAUUUGGUUUACCCUAUAUUCACGAGAAAGACUACGAACCCGAGGAUAUGUUUUUCAGUCGAGAAAUCAUGAAAAUGUGGACUAAGUUUGCGAAAGACGGACAUCAGGACGAGGAAUGGCCACAAUUACUGAAUAACGAUGGCGUGGAUGGCGUUCCCCUUGUGAAAGGUCUGGACCCGACAAAUAUGACACUCGUAUUGAGUGAUCCCUUUCACCGCACAUGUGAUGGCAUUUGGAGCACAUAUUUCUUGUGA